This is a messenger RNA of Funneliformis geosporum, 2101 nucleotides long. The record is from the annotation of a GenBank genome assembly. NCBI's taxonomy places the organism in Eukaryota, Fungi, Glomeromycota, Glomeromycetes, Glomerales, Glomeraceae.
ACACUUUAAGAUAAUCGGCGACACCUUUAGCAGCAGCAUCUUACCGGACGAUGAUAGUACAAAUUGUCGUCGUUAUCGGCAUACAUCACAGAUUUCUUCAGUGUCAACUGCAUCAUCAGAUUUUUCAACCUUAACCAUAAAUACUUUAAAUUCAACUAUAUCAUCAUCAUCAUCUACGCUUUAUAAUUAUUUAUUUGACACUGAUGCUGAUGAUUUAGCUUUUGAAAAAUUGAUUCAAUUCGACCCUAAUAAUAACAAUGCGAAUAAUCCUCCUUCUCCUAAUAAUACAAAUUUUGAUGUUAUCAUUAGCGUGGGAGAAGGAACAUCUGUUAAAAGGUUUCGGAGUCAUUCGAUCAUCCUAUGUAAAAAGUCAUCUUAUUUUCGUACCGCCUUUUCGAACCAUUGGGCGAAAAAACAAGAUGAUAUGUAUUUAUUUGAUAAACCAAAUUUAUCCUCAAAAGUAUUUACCGCAAUACUAAGAUAUUUUUAUUUUGGGAGUAUUAAGUUGGAAAAAUUGGAUAUUUUGACCAUAUUGGAUUUAUUAAAAGCAUCAGAUGAAUUGAUUCUUCAAGAUUUUACACAUGAGAUACAAUCAUACUUCAUUCACCUUAAUUCUGAUUGGUUAAAAACGAAAAUUGUUCCGAUAUUACAAUGUUCAUAUUCAAAUCCAACAGCAUUUUCAAAACUUUUGCUACACACAUUGACAAUAAUCAAGAAGGACCCAACUUGUUUACUUAUACAGAAUGAUUUGCAUUUAUUUACGGAGAAAAUUAUGGAUAAUGUUUUAAGUGAAUGUUAUAAUGGAUUAGAGGAUUGGGCUAUUUGGCAAUGCAUUUUACAAUGGGCCAUCGGACAAGAAAAGAUUUAUGAAUUUUCUCAUGACAUUAAAAAAUGGCAUCAAUAUGAAUUUAAUACGUUACAUGAGUUAAUACUUGAUUUGGUGGAAAAAUAUGUUAGAUUUAAUCAUAUUAGCAGAAACUAUUUUUUAGAUAAGGUUUUACCUUAUUUAAAUUAUUUGACGAAAGAUAUUGGAAAUGUUGGAGAGGAAACUGUCAGAUACUAUUUGUCACAUAAUCAACGUAAUAAUACAACGCAUCAAAAGUCCACGCAACAUAACAAGACAUAUACAAAUUUUCAUACAUCAACAAACAUCAUUUUAGAAGAUUCCGCAUUAAUGAACCAUUUACAAGCAUUGAAAAUCACUGAUUGGAUACAAGAAGGCAUUUACGUUGUUCCAAAUGUAAUUGCCAAUACCACGAAUGUUCCUUCUAAACUCAAGAAAUGUAAUUUACAUUGUUUCACCUUUCCAUUCUUUAACAAGAAGAAUAAACAACAACAACAAGGGUCAGGUCUUAUUUCAACCGCAUUAUCAAUUUCCACUCAUAUACUUACUACAACUGCAAGUAAAACACCUACAAAAGUUCAAUUGGAUCAACAUAAUCAACAACAACGACAACCAAUUAAUCUAGCAUCAAUGACGACGCCAGCUGCUUAUCAAUUUAAUCUCUUGUUCAGAAUGACUCGUGAUGGUGCUUCUGCUCAUCAUGAUAGAUGUAUUAAUCAAGGUCCUGCUCUGGUAGUAGCAAAAAUAAAAUUACCAUCGUCAGGUUCAACCUUGGGAGGAUAUAUUUUAGUCGGAGGUUAUAAUCCUGUUGGAUUCAAUUAUUUUUCUAAUCCAAAUUCUGAAAAUAAUUCCAACAUUUCGUUACAACAAAUGUUCAUAUUUACAUUUGGUGAUGGAAAAACAUUUGAAAAAUGUGAUGUAAUUAGAAUGAUGAUUCGUGAUGAUAAAAAUAACAAGGAUUGUACAAAAAUCGCGAAAGAUUGUUCAAAGAAUUUUAAAGGUACGCCUUUAACGCUCUCAAUGAAAAAAACCAAAAAAGAACUGUUUUAUUCCAGAGUUAAUAAUAAUAGGUCUUCUGAAUCAGUUAAUGAUUAUAAUAGAUUUGAUAAUGGUACGAAUGGAUUAUAUUUUUCCGAUGAUUUAAUUAUUAAUUUUCAAGAAAAAUCAGUUAAAUUUAAUGGUGGGCAUAAUUUUGGUUUAAUUGAAAGUGAUAUCGUUGAAUGUGAGAUUUUCCAAAUUAAGGAAUUAUGUUAUUAA